AUGAACAUUAAAAUACGGCUCCUCAGGCUUCUCACCAUGCUCCCUCUGGCGAUGGUUGUCUCCGCCGGCCCCGUCCCGGUUAAUGAAAGCCCCAGCGGCGAGGUUGAGGCGCGCGCCUGCGUCUGGGGAACCUGGGCCGAGUGCCACGACUAUUUCAUCAAGACGUGCCCGUUGACGUGCAGUAGCGGUCGCCCUGAGGAGCGUUUGAGAUGCACGAGCCAGUGUAUCAACGAUGCUACUAGCAACUGUCAGGAGUGGUGCUAA
Messenger RNA from Aspergillus calidoustus, 264 nucleotides. The record is from the annotation of a GenBank genome assembly. NCBI's taxonomy places the organism in Eukaryota, Fungi, Ascomycota, Eurotiomycetes, Eurotiales, Aspergillaceae.